UAAUAGCCUACUCAUCAUUAUCGAUGAUAUUUCCUCGCAAUUCUCCGUGAAGACGCUCUGCAGUUCCUAGUCCAAGUCUUUCUCCAAGAGCAUGACUCAGUAUAAUACACCAUUAAACAAAGAUCCCUCCCCCACUCUCUCUCUCUCUCUCUCUCUCUCUCUCUCUCUCCUUUUAUUUGCAUUGUUUAAUAAUUAAUAUUUGAUAAUUUUCUCCUUUUGCUCUUUCGGUUUUGAUAAGUGAAAGCAAGCACUGAUAGAAUUGCAAGGUCACCUAAUCCAAUACCCAUUUCUUCAACGUUUUGAAUUUUGACAUCACCUAGAGCUUCAAACUAUUAAAAGUAUUUUCAUUCCCCAAAAUCCAAGUGCCAUUUAGCAAGUUCUUUCGUUCAAGAUUAAAAAUUUUUCAAAAAAAUGUCUGCUUUAGAAAUGUCCCACAUCGAUUUGGAGCAGGGGAGCCACAGCCGUUCCGUCACGGGAAGUGAUGACUCCUGCUUUUCUGAUGCAGAAGAUGGGUCUUGCUACUCUCAAUUUUAUUCUACCACGGGUGGCUCCUAUGACGAUUACGCUUUCGCUUGUGUCUCUGAUCCUGAGAUUAUAGACGGUGUGGUUCCGGAUUCUAGGAGGGUAUCGUCUGUGUCUGAUUGCUCUGUGGAGGUGGAGAUUGAGGGUCGGGUAACUGAGAUAAAGGUGCAUUUGGAUAAGUUGGAGAGGGAUUGUAGGAUAUGCCAUCUGGGUCUGGAGAGCAAUAGCCAUGAAUCCGGGGUUCCCAUUGAAUUAGGUUGUUCUUGUAAGGAUGAUUUGGCUGCUGCUCAUAAACAGUGUGCUGAGGCUUGGUUCCAGAUUAAAGGAAACAAGACCUGUGAGAUUUGUCAUUCCAUUGCUCGUAAUGUGGUUGGAGUAAAUGAAAUUGAGAAAAAAGAGCAAUCAAAUGAGGCAAACAAUGCUACUGCAGUGGCUGCAGCCCCAGCAUCAGCACACCAUUCAGAAACUCAAAGCUUCUGGCAUGGCCAUCGCUUCCUGAAUAGUCUACUUGUGUGCGUGGUAUUUUCAUUUGUCAUAUCAUGGCUCUUUCACUUUAAUGUUCCAUCCUCAUAAACUGUGAAACGUAUUGAGACCAAAUAUAUAUAUAGAAGAAGAAGAAGAAGAAGAAGAAGAAGGAAGAGCAUCAAUGAGAAGAAAGAAUAGUUGCAGAAUAGCAAAGCUUGCAGAAUUUGUUGCUGUAUUGUCGAUGAACAAAAUAGUUGAGAACCUAAAGGGUUUCAUAGGUAGUCACACAACCUUGUUUUUCACUUUAUACCACAGAGAACUCUGCCUUGAAAAUUACUUAUAGUUUCAAAUGCUUGGAUAUUGGAUUGAUUUGCUCUGAGUGUUGUAGUCUGCCGUUCAUCGUUAAUGCUAAGCAUGUCCCCAAUCCACAAUUUGCUUUGUGAAACAAUUAUGAAAAACUCUUGGUUGUUGCCUUUU
Messenger RNA from Hevea brasiliensis (rubber tree), 1464 nucleotides. RefSeq lists its product as uncharacterized. The transcript is spliced from 2 exons. Gene Ontology annotation, molecular function: zinc ion binding. The coding region runs from base 412 to 1095 and encodes 227 amino acids. NCBI's taxonomy places the organism in Eukaryota, Viridiplantae, Streptophyta, Magnoliopsida, Malpighiales, Euphorbiaceae. The record is from RefSeq and is a predicted model, not a curated record.